GGGGAGAGUGAGGGAGCACACACAAGCAGGCAGAGAGGCAGGCCGAGGCCGAGAGAGAAGCCGAUUCCCUGCGGAGCAAGGAGCCUGCUGCGGGGCUGUCCCGGGAUGCUGGGAUCCCGGCCUGAGCCGAAGGCGGCGGCUUAACCCACGGAGCCACCUGGGCGUCCCUCAGAACUUUCAUAUGCUAACGACGACCUGCGGUACCGGAGGCCUUGCCUUUGUCAGGGGAAGCCAAGUACCCGGCCAUCAAGGCCCUGAUGCGGCCGGACCCCCGCCUCAAGUGGACGGUGCUGGGGCUGGUGCUGGUGCAGCUGCUGGCCUGCCGCCUGGUGCGGGGCCUGGCGUGGCGCUGGCUGUUCUUCUGGGCCUACGCCUUCGGUGGCUGCGUGAACCACUCGCUGACGCUGGCCAUCCACGACCUGUCGCACAACGCGGCCUUCGGCUCGGGCCGCGCAGCGCACAACCGCUGGCUCGCCGUCUUCGCCAACCUGCCCGUGGGCGUGCCCUACGCCGCGUCCUUCAAGAAGUACCACGUGGACCACCACCGCUACCUGGGCGGCGACGGGCUGGAUGUGGACGUGCCCACGCGCCUGGAGGGCUGGCUCUUCUGCACGCCGGCCCGCAAGCUGCUGUGGCUGGCGCUGCAGCCCUUCUUCUACUCGCUGCGGCCGCUGUGCGUGCACCCCAAGGCCGUGACCCGCAUGGAGGUGCUCAACGCCCUGGUGCAGCUGGCCGCCGACGCCGCCCUCUUCGCCCUGUGGGGGCUCAAGCCCGUGGUCUACCUGCUGGCCAGCUCCCUGCUGGGGCUCGGCCUGCACCCCAUCUCCGGCCACUUCGUGGCCGAGCACUACAUGUUCCUCAAGGGCCACGAGACCUACUCCUACUACGGGCCGCUCAACUGCAUCACCUUCAAUGUGGGCUACCACGUGGAGCACCACGACUUCCCCAGCAUCCCGGGCUGCAACCUGCCCCUGGUGCGGAAGAUCGCCCCCGAGUACUACGACCACCUGCCGCAGCACCACUCGUGGGUGAAGGUGCUCUGGGAUUUUGUGUUCGAGGACUCCCUGGGGCCCUACGCCCGGGUGAAGCGGGUGUGCAAGCUGGCUGAGGACCGUCUGUGAGACCUGCUGGCGGCCACCGCCCCGCACCCUCGCUCCCCUGCCGAGGACCUGACUCUCCUUGCCCUCCCCCCGCCAAGCUUGGCGCCCAAAACUGGUUUGGCUGCAUUUGGUUCUCACGCCCUGGCUGUGCUCUGUGUCCCAGAGCCCGAGACCACGUCUGGCCACAGCGGGCACAGACUGCAGCCUGGGGAGCUCCCCACCCCCGGCCAGGCCCACCCCGGGCCUCAGGGAGAGCGGCCUGGCCCUGCCCUGGGUGCUCCGGGCCGUGGUCUCUCUGGGGCCGCUUUCUCGGGGGUUUCCGGGCCCCACAUUGAUUCAGUGUUGGUUUCCACACCCGCACAUGUGCGUCCCAGCAGCGGGCAAGGGCCCAGCCUGGCCUCAGAAGGGACCGGCCCAGCCCAGCCCAGCAGGCCGCCUUCCCCACCAGCCCAGGUUACAGUCCCUCUGUUCCCCCCACUCUGUGUGCUUGUGGG
Messenger RNA from Mustela lutreola (European mink), 1594 nucleotides. RefSeq names its product delta 4-desaturase, sphingolipid 2 (gene DEGS2). The coding region runs from base 258 to 1121 and encodes 287 amino acids. Lineage: Eukaryota; Metazoa; Chordata; Mammalia; Carnivora; Mustelidae. The record is from RefSeq and is a predicted model, not a curated record. Gene Ontology annotation, cellular component: membrane. The transcript has 3 exons. Gene Ontology annotation, molecular function: sphingolipid delta-4 desaturase activity. Gene Ontology annotation, biological process: ceramide biosynthetic process; sphinganine metabolic process.